This is a messenger RNA of Mercenaria mercenaria, 829 nucleotides long. RefSeq lists its product as uncharacterized. The transcript has 2 exons. The record is from RefSeq and is a predicted model, not a curated record. The coding region runs from base 252 to 794 and encodes 180 amino acids. NCBI's taxonomy places the organism in Eukaryota, Metazoa, Mollusca, Bivalvia, Venerida, Veneridae.
AUACGAAUUUAAAAACUAUUUCGAUGUGAAUUGUUUAAUUAAAUAAUAGUUUGCUAAUUAAAUACAACCCGUGUAAACAGUCUUUAAGUGCCUUGUCGUAUCGAUAAUUUGACACGGCGUAUAGGUGCAAUAAACAACACGCUGUCUUAUGACAAUUAAUCAGAGCUGACACACUGGAGUAAACAAUGUCUUGACUUAUAUUUCAUUUAAAAGAGAGAAUUUUUGCCAAAUCAUCACAGAAAUAAUUCCACAUGUGUCAUUACGCAGUCUUCGGUGAUAGCUAUAUUUCCAGAUUGAAAUAUUUCACACAUGGUAAAUUAGAAAUUAGUAAACCUCAUAUGUUCUUUGGUGUUCCUGGAAUGGCAACAAACAGAAAGUUCGAGGGGAUGUUUGAGAGCUUAAAGACAUACAAACCGAGAUAUGUCUUCAUCAAUCUAGGAGGGAACGAUAUCACAGAUUCAUGCAACCCCCAUGAUAUAUAUCUGAAUAUUAUCAACAUUGUAGAAGAACUGUAUAACUGUGGAGUGGAACGCGUAUUUGUUGCAAGUAUAGUGGAGAGAGGAAAUUUUCCAAAGUGGACUGGUUUAAAUCACAAAUUGUUCAACGUAUACAGAAGAUCUGUGAACAAAAAGUUAAAGAAAUAUUUUGCACGUGAUUUUGUGCAAAUUGGUAAAAGACUGAUCUAUCCGAGACAUAAUGAUUUGGACUUAGUACAUCCAGGAAAUAGACAAGGAGGAAUGAAGAUAUUCAAGCAUGAGGUGUUGAAAGCAUUCAAAAAGACAGAACACUGUUAGUGUAUAUCACCAAAUAUCAUUAAUUUUAUGUUUUA